GUUUCCGGAAGCCGGCAGCCGCCCCAGCCUUCAGACCGGUGGUUGCAACGCACUCUCUUGCGGUUCCCGGUGUUUGGGCCCGAGUGGUAACAGCGCGGGGAGAAAUGGCCCUGCUGUGCUACAACCGGGGCUGCGCCCAGCGCUUCGAUCCCGAGACCAACUCCGACGAUGCUUGCACAUACCACCCAGGUGUUCCAGUUUUUCAUGAUGCAUUAAAGGGUUGGUCUUGCUGUAAGAGGAGAACAACUGAUUUUUCUGAUUUUUUAAGCAUUGUAGGCUGUACAAAAGGUAGACAUAAUAGUGAAAAGCCACCUGAGCCAGUCAAACCUGAAGUCAAGACUACUGAGAAGAAAGAACUAUCUGAAUUGAAACCCAAAUUUCAGGAGCACAUCAUUCAAGCCCCUAAACCAAUAGAAGCAAUAAAGAGGCCAAGUCCCGAUGAGCCAAUGACAAACUUGGAAUUAAAAGUAUCUGCCUCCCUAAAACAAGCACUUGAUAAACUUAAACUGUCAUCGGGUAAUGAAGAAAAUAAGAAAGAAGAAGACAGUGAUGAAGUUAAGAUUGGGACCGCAUGUAAAAAUGGAGGGUGUUCAAAGACAUAUCAGGGUCUACAGAGUCUAGAAGAAGUCUGUGUAUAUCAUUCUGGAGUACCUAUUUUCCAUGAAGGGAUGAAGUACUGGAGCUGUUGUAGAAGAAAAACUUCUGAUUUUAAUACAUUCUUAGCCCAAGAGGGCUGUACAACAGGCAAACAUAUGUGGACUGCAAAGGAUGCUGGGAAAAAAGUUGUUCCAUGUAGACAUGACUGGCAUCAGACUGGGGGUGAAGUCACCAUUUCAGUAUAUGCUAAGAAUUCACUUCCAGAACUUAGUCAAGUAGUAGCAAAUAGUACACUGAUUGAUGUAAAGCGAAGUUAUGUAACUAUGACUGCAACAAAGAUUGAGAUCAUCAUGAGAAAAGCUGAACCUAUGCAAUGGGCAAGCCUUGAAUUACCUAUAACCAAAAACCAGGAAAAACAAAAAGAAGAUAAAACAGAAUAAGCUGAGAAGAAAAAGAAGUCAUUUCAGAAUUAUUAAUAUGUGGUGUGUGGUGGGUUGCUGCUGUAAUCUUUUGGUUUUUUUUGAUGUUGUUAUUGUUGAAUCUGGCAUUUCAGGGUCAACAGUAGGUUUUUAAAAGCCAAAGUCAGUUUAUCUUUUUGUGCCGCCCAUUUUCCUUUUGAGUUACCUAAGUUUGAUUAUUCAUUUCUCCUCACUUAGAUGUAUUCUAUACUUGAAGAAGCUAGAAAAUAGCUCAUAAACAGUUAACAAUAUUUCUUAGUGUAAUAUUAUGUUAAGCCACAAAAUACAAACAUUUGUUCAGAUCUUCCUAUUCCGUAAUUAGUAAAACAAGAUGGAAUGUCAAAAUUUUAAUUCUUUUUUUCAUGAGUUUCUGUUCCUAUGAUACUUGAAAAUCUUUAAAAAAGAGAGAAAGCUCUGCAAUAUUUUUUCCACUUGGGAUGGUUACUUUCUGUAGGAAGUUUAAUUCUGAGGCAGCGUAGUAAGUAGUUAAAGAGGAAUAUGUACAUUGAUUAAAAAAUUAGAAUUCGUUUACAAACCUAAUUGAAAUAAACUAUAUCAGUACCUGUAUUGUCAAGCAGUAUGAUUUAAGAGUAUAAGAAACAAAAGUAUAGAGGUAUGAAUUUGAUUAAAAUUUACCAUUUUAUAAGACUUAAGCAAUAUUGUUAAAUAUCUCUUUCCUGAUUAAUAAGGUCUUGGUAUGAUGUUACGACUAAAUUGUGUCUGAAUUAUAGCCUACAUUCUCUUAACCAUGUUUAAUUACAUGUAAAGAGAAAUACAUAUCUGGCCUCCCUGAUGGAAAACUAUAAAAUUAUAGAUUAAAAGGCUUAUGGAAAUACAUUAGAGUAUCAGAAAAUGAUUUAAGCUUUGCUUUAUGACAACUAUCUAUUACAUGUUAAAUAAAAUCGCUUAAUUGUUUUGGAGGUUUUUUUAGGUUUUCAUGAACAGUUUGACAAUUCUAGGUGAUACAAUGUUGAUUAUGUAUUGUACUUUAUUACAUAGAUGUAGAAUUAGAUUAUUUAUGAUAAUUGAACCCCUUAAAGGAUAAGUUAACUUUCUGAGAUAGAGCAGAGCUCACAAAGAAAAUGAAAAAUAAGAAAUAUUAUGAAGUCCAAAACUCUCAUAGAACUUAAUAAGUUUGGGCAUGAAUUAUGCUUAUGUAGAUUAAAAUGAUUAUUUCCUAAGCCUCUUCAGUGUUUUGCUUUUCUUGGUAUUAAUAGAAUUCAUAUAAAGGAAAAUUUUGCGGGCUAAAAUUUUAAAGUGUUAGUAUAUCUCAUUCUACAACCCUUAGCUGAUAACUGUUAUAGUUAUGUAAUUAUUAAAUGGUUUGCUUUGUUACAAGAUAUAAAAACUCUUCCAGCCAGGCUUCCACGACACUAAAAUAUCAUUGCAAGAAACUUUUGGCAGUAAAAAUUAGACCCAAAUAGAGUAGGUCUAUAAAUCCUUGGGUUGUAUUUAAAUUUUUAAAAGUUAAUCUUUCAUAAUUGAGUGGCCUGAGCUCAUUUGGAGACAUGAAAUCUUUUUUAUUGUUUAGGGAAAAUGUUGAUACUUGGUUUGAGGUCAUGGUUAAUGUACCCUUUUUUAAUGCUUCCUUCUUGCAGCUCGUUUCCCCUAAACGGUUUCUUCAUAUCUUAUGUGCUAUUGGAUUAUUAUUUAACGUAAAUGGACUAUAUGCCUAAGAGUUAGUUACAAAGGACAGUCUGGUUUUUUUUAGAUACAGCUUACAUAUUUAGUCUAGUUGCAUUAGUGACCCUUCUAUUUACUUUCUUAUUUCUGUGUACCUCUGAAUUUGUUGCCCAGAUAAUUUAAAGAUAUUUAUCUUUGACUCAUACAUGAAGAGACACAGUUAUAAUUAGGUAGAAUAUGUUUUGCUUUUUACAAUCUGUCAUAAAAAUAAAAAGUGAUUUACUUUAUUAAGUUGUUUCUCUAAAAAAUAUGCUUUGUCUUUCUCAGCAUUCGGAGUAAUUACUAUAGCAAAGCAGUCAAAGCUGUUUGUUAUGCACUUGGUAAACUAACGACAGCUGAACUAACCAUGGGAAAGAAAAUACUAUUUUUCUUGCCUAGUACGUUUGCUAGUACACAGUAAGGUCCUAAGAAGUUGAGCUUUUAUUUUUUUAAUCUCUUUUUAGAUAAUUUUAGAUUUACAGAAGAGUUGCAAAAAAACAAAUACUGAGUUCUUUAUAUCCUAUGUUAAUAUUCCCCUUUUGUUUAAAUCUUAUAUAACCAUAGAUCAUUUACAGAACUAAAUUGUCUUGGUAAAAUACUAUUAACUAAAGUAGAACAUUAAUUUUGACCAUCUGUUUUUAGUGAAACACAAUUUAUUACAAGGUAGCUCUUGAGACCUAUGCCAAUUUUUUUGUGUGUGAUAAUUUAAGCCAGGAAUUUAAAAACGAUUAAAAAUACAAAUUGAAAUCAGUUUACCAUUGUCAAGUGUUUAUAGGUCCAUGAUGUAAUUCCUUGUAACCAUUAACUGGCAAAGAACAGUAAUGAUCUAUUUAAUUAGAAUUUAUAUUUUAUGCCAUAGAUUUUAAUUCUUAUUAAGUAUAACUUGUUUGGUUUUCUUUAGACAGUUAUUCAGCCAUAGAAGGGUAGAGAACCUUAAAAAGUUCUUCCAAAUAUUUUAAGGUGACUGAAUUACUGCUCUGCCACCCCUUGCUUAAAAAAAAAAAAAAAAUUGGUCAUUCCCCAGCCUGAAAAUGCUUGUCAUGCAUACACCCACAAUAAAAAUUGUAAAGCUCA
This is a messenger RNA of Hipposideros armiger (great roundleaf bat), 3791 nucleotides long. It is a transcript of the gene CHORDC1, whose product is annotated as cysteine and histidine rich domain containing 1. The record is from RefSeq and is a predicted model, not a curated record. The transcript has 10 exons. The coding region runs from base 105 to 1037 and encodes 310 amino acids. Lineage: Eukaryota; Metazoa; Chordata; Mammalia; Chiroptera; Hipposideridae.